GUAAUUGUUACUUUGCUUACCUGGUUCAUUUAAAAGAUAUAUUGUUAAAAAAAAAACACAAAUCUGGCGAAAUUUUACUUGUCAUUUUUAGGUUUAUAAGCACACAGUAAACACUGAAAACCACACCACAUACACACAUUAAACAUGGCCAACAGGGGACACUUUAUAGACAGAAACGUAGAUAUUCGGGCCGCAGGAGUGUCCACCAUCGGAUUACAUGAAGAGGGAGAUGUGAGGGAUUGCCUGAUCGUCAACAACGCGGAGGAGUUGGCCGAGAGUGCGGUACGUGCCAAGUGCCAACAGGAUAGGAGCAAAUCCAAUAGUCUUCCUGCUAUGUCGGUGAUUCCCAGCAACAGCCUCCGAGAUUUGCUGACCAGCGAGCUGCAGAAGUCUCGCUUCAUGUCCUUUAAGGAGAAGUUCUACGAGGAGAUGUACUUCAAGGAGCCGAACUUGGGUCAGAUCAAGCCAACUUACUCCAAGCCGGACAACGUGACCAAUUCGAGCCAGACCUUCGGACGUCCGUCGAAUGCGACACCCUCCGAAUCCCUCUACACAAUCAUAUUUCCGCCGAAGUCCACGGAUCAGGUGAAUAAGGAGUACCAGGAGUUCCACGACAAGCACAUCAUAAGCCACAAUCACUACUUCCCUUCGGAGCAGAUCAAUCGCAAAUAUACCCAACCAUUUGAUCGAAAAUCGCCAUGUGGAUAUAUUCACAGCACCGGCGACUUUGGACUCAAUGUGAAACGCUGUCUUGAAGAGGGUGAAAAUCAUCUGAAGGUUAUUGGCAAGUCUCAAGUUGAUUUUAUGAAUCGGACAGAAGCUCCCUUGGGAACGAAAUUCAAAAAGUAUCCUUGUGAGGUUCCCGACAUAACUUUUGGCGUCCCUUUGCGAAGCAGUGGCGAUGUAAAGAUGUUGCUUAAUAAUAUAGUUCCCUGCGAAAAGUCCAAUCGGCUCAUAGAUGCCAUCAGCUAUUUGAACAAAAAGCGCCAAAGUCUGAGGAAAUGUCUCGAUUUCUAUGAACUGAUCUCCAUGCUGGAGCGAAGUGAUCAUCAAACGGGCUAUCUGCCACUGUCCCGAAUCCUUGAAAUUAUCGGCAACUUCCACAUCCGUUUGGAUUCCCAGAAAAUGUGUGUGGCGCUGUCCCAUUUUCAUAUGAUCAUUGAUGAGGGUUGUUCCACGGAGCGUGUAAAUUACGCUGAUUUCUGCCGACUUCUUUCCAUUCAGGAGCCACUCCCCAAAACAGGAAAUUUGGACACAGUUUCCGUUGCAAGUUGCCUGGACACCACUUAUCGUUUACUCUGCGCCGAUCGCCAUAAGAAACCCAAGGAGGUUGAUGUGAUAAAAAAUCAGCAGUUCGAAGAGGAUAAAACGUGUGUUAAGGACCUCGUUUCACCGGAAUUGGCCAUUUUACGUGGCCUCAAAACCAGUGAUUUUAGCCGUUUGCGGCCCAAGGUGGAAAUCGAACGGAUCUUCAGGAGACUCGUUCCAAUGGAUAAAUUCGAGGAUAUUUGGCACAGACUGAUGGUUGAGCACAGGGACCAGAGUGAAAUGGCAUCCGUCAGUCAAUUUCAUACCGAGAUGCGUAAUACAACUGUUAUAUAGAAGCAUUAUAAAUAAAGUAUGGGCCAUAAUACUCUGGUACAUCACUAUACAGCUAAACGGUUAUAAAAAUACAAGCAAAAUAAUUUAAAACAAAUAUACCUCAAAUACAGGCUGAAAUAUGAUAGAGGUCAAUAAAACAAUCCGAUAAUAAUAACCGGUCAAUCGA
Drosophila rhopaloa is the source of this 1768-nucleotide messenger RNA. RefSeq lists its product as uncharacterized. The record is from RefSeq and is a predicted model, not a curated record. Lineage: Eukaryota; Metazoa; Arthropoda; Insecta; Diptera; Drosophilidae. The transcript is spliced from 3 exons. Bases 145 to 1602 code for a protein of 485 amino acids.